CUCGCCCAAUACACGAUGUAUUCUCUCCGGCGCCUCUCGCUGCAAUCCAUUAGCCAAGCAGCAGAAAAGGGCCCCCUGUACUCCAAAACUUUGCUUUUGCCCCGGACCUCAUUCACGCCAAAAUUGCCUUCUGCUGAGGAACGAACUCGUCUACUUCAAAAGACUGGCAGAGACUUAUACCUUUGGCAGAGAAACAGGAAGGAUGCCGCUGAUGACUUCGUGCUACAUGAUGGCCCCCCUUAUGCAAAUGGGGAUUUGCACUUGGGCCACUCGCUCAAUAAGAUUUUGAAAGACAUCAUCAACCGGUUCGAGUUGAUCCACAAUGACUCACGAGUAAACUAUGUGCCUGGUUGGGACUGCCACGGUCUCCCUAUCGAGAAAAAAGCGGUGGGGAAUGACGAAAAUCUCGAUGCUCUCGAGAUCCGGAGGCGAUGCAGAGACCUUGCCCAAAGCAUGAUUGAAAAACAGAAAUUGCAGUUCAGCGAUUUUGCGAUCAUGACAGAUUUGGAUGAUAUCUACGUCACAAUGUCUCAUGACUACGAGAAGGCACAGCUUCAAAUAUUUCUCAAGCUCAUGAGAAACGGCCUUUUGUCCAGGCAGCUCAAGCCUGUUUGGUGGGGCUGCGAGAACCAGACCGCGUUGGCUGAAGCCGAGUUGAGCUACAAUCCCAACCACGAAUCUGUUAGCAUAUACGUCAUGUUCCCUCUUGAGAACUCGGAGCUUGUGUCCAAACUUGGAGGCGAUGUCAGUCUUUUGAUAUGGACUUCCACUCCAUGGACAAUUCCUGCUAACAAAGCCGUGUGUAUCAACAGAGCCAUAUCUUAUACAACACUCCAAGAUUCUGUAAGCGGCCGAAAAGUUUUGGUGGCAAACGAGCUUGCAGAUUCAGUCCUAAAGCUUGAUCAAAAUUUCGUUAAAACGAAUGAUGUUGUGAGCGGCGCGGAACUCGAAGGUUUGCUGUAUACAAAUGCCAGUUCCAAGUCAGACAAGAAAUUUCCCGUUCUCCAUGGUGAUCACGUUACAUCAUCUGCCGGUACCGGAAUUGUUCACAAUGCUCCGGCCCACGGUAUGGAGGAUUAUUUGAUUGGAAAAAAGCACGGUCUCACUAUCGCCUCUGUUGUAAAUGGGAAAGGCCAUUACAUUCAAAACCACCUUCCGCCAGGAUUCCAUGAGCUUUCCGACAAGCACAUCCAGUCCAACAAAACAAUCAAAAGAGUCAUUGAGAUUCUCGAGGAAAGCAAGAUGUUAUUCAAGGGCACCCACAAGUAUAAACACUCGUACCCUUAUGACUGGAAAUCGAAUGCUCCAGUCAUUCAGAGAGCUACACCACAGUGGUUUGUGAAUGUGGACAGAAUCAAGCAAACUGCAUUGGAGCUGUUGGAGGAUGUAACUUUUGUUCCAGAGAGUGGCAGAAACAGGCUCUCAGCAUUUGUGAAAAACAGAAACGAGUGGUGCAUUUCGAGACAAAGGGCUUGGGGUGUACCCUUACCGAUUGUGUACAACAAGGAAACCAAUGAACCUUUAGAAGAUGUUGAAGUCACCAAAACAAUUGUGGAGAGACUCGGUGUUCUUGGUACUGAUCAAUGGUUCGUCCCCGAGGAGAACAUUUCCAGAUGGCUUCCAGAUCAUAUCAAUGGCUCGGAAUAUUACAAAGGUAAAGACACAAUGGAUGUUUGGUUUGACUCGGGAACUUCGUGGUCCACAUUGAUCAAUUUGGAUGGGAGGGCUUCCAAGAAGCACUUGGCUGAUGUUUACAUUGAAGGAAGUGACCAACACCGUGGAUGGUUUCAGUCGUCUCUUCUCAACAAAAUCAUUGCUUCGGGAGACGGUGAAACUUUUCAAGCUGUGGCUCCCUAUAAAAAGAUCAUUACCCAUGGAUUUACUUUAGACAAAGAAAAUGACAAGAUGUCAAAAUCAAAAGGAAAUGUUAUCGUGCCAUCAGAAAUUGUAUCAGGAGGAAAAAACACCAGUAUACCCACACUUGGGGUCGAUGGUUUACGCCUUUGGGUUGCUUCGUCUAACUACACUCAAGACGUGAGUGUAAGCUCAGAAGUACUAAGAAGAGUACUCGAGAACGUAAAAAAGCUCAGGGUCACUUUCAAAUUUAUCCUUGGAAAUUUGCAGAAUUUUGAUGCGCCUGUUGAGCACGAAUUGCUCAGCCCUCUCGACAAGUGGGCUCUCUCCCGCCUAUACAAACUAGAGCUUUCGGUCAUCGAAGCGUAUCAAAACCAUAACUACUCUAAAGUAGUGAGAGAGAUCAAUGCACACAUGUCAAGUGAGUUGAGUGCAAUAUAUUUUGAUGUUUGCAAAGAUUGUCUCUACACUCACGCAAAAGAUUCACUUCGAAGAAGAGGAAUCCAGACAGUGUUAUUGCAGACUUUGAAAACUUAUAUCGGUCUUUUAGCACCCAUUCAACCUCUUUUGGCUCAAGAAGCAUGGGACGCUCUCAGCGAUCAACAUAAACCUGCACUUACCACAUCUCCGUUUAUGGCCUCUUGGACCUACUUUGCAACUCCUGCAAAGUAUCACGAUUCGUCGAUUGAGAAUGAGAUGCAAAUUAUUUGGGCCAUUCGUGAAUCUCUCUCACGGACAUUCGAGAACCUUAGGCUGCACGGAAAAUUCAAGAAUAAGCUCGAAGCAACAGUCUCCUUAUAUCUCAGCGACGAUCUUGCUAAAGUGUUGAGGAAUCACAAAGAAUAUUUGGAAGACUACUUUUUGGUUUCUAGUGUCAACCUUUCUGAAAAGAGAGACGAGCUACCCGAAGGGGAUAUCGAAAACAGGUUCUUCGUUGAGCUUCCGGAUCGAAACAUCAUAGGUGUUGUGAGAAAAUCUCCUGCUUGCAAAUGCCCCAGAUGCUGGAAGUACACUGCGAGAAGUCAGAAUGAGGUCUGUGAAAAAUGCGCAGAUGUCAUUUCAUGUAAAUAGAGCGAGAGCGAGAAAUGUGCAUAGUUCGCAACUUGAGAUGGAAAAUUCUUAUGAUACAUUUUUGCGGAAUAAAGUUAAGUGAGCUCAAGAUUGCGCCUGCAAAGGUGCAAACCAACGAGAAAAAAAAGAAUGGCUGCAAAAUCGGAUUCGGAGUGAAAUCAUAGAUUUGUCGGUCAAAGUGACAUUGCAUACUAAAUCACACCAUUUAAAGCGUAAAAAAAGCCAAAUUUUAUACCAACGCGACAUAGCAUACAGGAAAAAUAUGAAGUAUCUGAGCCGCAGCGUGCUCUUAGUGAGGGCUACGGCUCAACGACUUCAUUUAAAUACUCCGCCCAACUGAUAAUUUGAAUAAAUUCACCU
Molecule: messenger RNA, 3285 nt
Organism: Metschnikowia bicuspidata var. bicuspidata NRRL YB-4993
Lineage: Eukaryota; Fungi; Ascomycota; Pichiomycetes; Serinales; Metschnikowiaceae
Product: isoleucine--tRNA ligase
Exons: 1
Coding region: 16-2925 (969 amino acids)
Biological process (GO): isoleucyl-tRNA aminoacylation
Cellular component (GO): cytosol
Molecular function (GO): isoleucine-tRNA ligase activity; tRNA binding; ATP binding
Source: RefSeq, a predicted model, not a curated record